AUCAAAGACGAUCCUUGACUCGAAUGUGGUUGUGUGUGCCCCCGCUGCAAGAUGAAUGCCGAUGUGAAUCGAAAAGUCAUGGCCAUCCAGGCAAAAAAGAAGCGUUCAAAAGGUCCCAAGUCGAAGCUCAAGGGUCGCUCCGAUGCAUCUGACAAGAAGCGAAACGAGUCUCAGUAUGACUAUGCGGGUGAGGAUGAAGAGGAAGAAGAAGAGAUCCUGGGCUCGGAUGAUGAUGAACAAGAAGACCCAAGGGACUAUUGCAAAGGGGGCUACCACCCGGUGAAGAUUGGGGACCUCUUCUACACUCGAUACCACGUGGUACGGAAGCUAGGCUGGGGCCACUUCUCAACCGUCUGGCUUUGCUGGGACCUUGUGGGCAAGCGGUUUGUGGCCCUCAAAGUUGUGAAGAGUGCCUCACAUUACACCGACACUGCCCUGGAUGAGAUCAAACUUCUCAAGGCAGUUCGAGACAGCGACACGGACGACACAUGCCGAGAGCGGGUGGUGCAACUUCUCGACGACUUCAAGAUCUCGGGAGUCAACGGGACCCAUAUGUGCAUGGUUUUCGAAGUUCUGGGACACAAUUUACUCAAACUGAUCAUUCGGUCAAAUUACCAGGGCAUUCCACUACCCAAUGUGCGAACUAUCAUCAGACAGGUGCUGGAAGGUCUGGAGUACUUGCACUCCAAGUGCCAGAUCAUCCACACAGACAUCAAGCCAGAGAACAUCCUGAUAGCCGUGGAUGACGCCUACGUGCGCAAGCUGGCCUACGAGGCCACCCAGUGGCAGAAGAUGGGGCUCCGCUUGCCCGGUUCAUUGGUGAGCACUGCCCCCAAAGAGCUCCGCACAGUUCCCACGCUGCCGUCCGAGGGUGUUGCCGGAGGUGCGGGUGCAGCCGGUACGGGUGGGGGUUCCUCCUCCAAGAUGUCGCGCAACAAGAAGAAGAAGCUGCGCAAGAAGGCCAAGCGUCAGCAGGAGCUUCUUGAGCGGCAGAUGCAGCAGCUGGAGGAGCUGGACAUGGAGGAGGACGAAGAGGAGGGGGGCCACGGGGAGCAGGAGGGAGGCUCGCUCAACGGAGGGGGACCAGGCGGCACCACCCCAGACAUGCCCCCGCAAGAGGGCGCCGUUCUGGCAGACGCCAUGGAUUGGGCCCGGAGCGCCGAAGGUGGGGACCCCACGUGGGCCGGUGGGGACGUCUGCAACGGUCACCGAGGUGACGGAGCCGCGCGGACUACUAUGGGCCGCCUGGAAAGGUCCGAAAGCACCCUGGCACCUCCCACGCCCACUGCACAACUGCGGAGGGUGGCCUCCUGCCCUGAAAACCAAAAACCACCAGAGAAGAUGGCUGACCCUGUGCACGAAGUUUGUAAUAUAUCUGUAAAAAUAGCUGACCUUGGAAAUGCCUGCUGGGUGAAUCACCAUUUCACCGAGGACAUACAGACGCGGCAGUACCGAUGCCUUGAGGUCCUCUUGGGAGCUGGCUACGGCACGCCCGCCGACAUUUGGAGCACCGCGUGCAUGGCGUUUGAGCUGGCCACAGGUGACUACCUUUUUGAGCCGCAUUCGGGGGAGGACUACAGUCGAGACGAAGACCACCUGGCCCACAUCAUUGAACUCCUCGGAGAGAUCCCCAGGCACAUUGCCUUCUCGGGCCGAUACUCCAGGGAGUUCUUCAACAAGCGAGGGGAACUGAGGCACAUCAGCAACCUGAAGCCCUGGGGCCUGUACGAGGUGCUGACAGAGAAGUACGACUGGACCCCUGCGGAUGCACAGGCGUUUGCUGAUUUCCUGCUGCCCAUGCUGGCAUACGACCCAGCCUCGCGGGCCAAGGCCUCAGACUGCCUACGACACCCGUGGCUCACCACGCAGACGCCACCCAGUGGUGGUGCCGGGAACAACAGCGUUGCCUCCGACCCCCGAGACGAGACCGUCGUCUCUUCGCGUCCCCAUCCCUCGUCCUCAAACCAGCGUCGGCCCCCGUCGUCAUCAUCCUCGUCCUCUUCGUCGUCCUGAGAAGCCCGCCCCUGCUCGUCUGUGUGUUGUGGUGUGUUCCAACAGAGGAGGACUUGCUGCAUUAUGGGGACGAAGUGCGGUUGAUGGCGGCGGCGGCAGGGGUCAUAUCAACUCCUCUAGUAGCGUGUGCGCUGCGGGGUUUUCUAAGAGGGGGGUUGGAGUGGCGGGGCAAGGAGCAGGUGACUCUGAAUUGCGCGUUUCUCUCUGUAAAGCUGCGAGUGCUGCUGCAUAUCUGGAACCUUUUGUUUAGAAAAGACUUGGGCUGCUUUCUCUUAGCUCGCUCGUCCUGUUUGACCCCACCCGCUCGUCGACCGGCCUGUACAUGAACUCGUCAAUUGUUUCCACUUCCCACCCCUUCGUUCUCUCUCUUCGUUUACCCACAAACAUAGCUACAACAUACGGAACUUGGUUGGCGGUGAUGCAAGCCACAGUUUACUGUAGCACUGCUGUGUCCCAUUUACCCGUAUAACCUGGCAUUGGUUAGGCUUCGAGUGAAACUCGGGGGUUGCGUGCGCAAGAAUGCGUUGUGUGGCCUGUGCAACAGCAGCAGAAUUUUUUUUAUUCGUAGGUUUCACGGCUCUGUCGGUGACAAAUUGGUUAUCAUCAACAUUCAGGCAAAUUACACUUUAAACACCUCAAGGAUGGACAUUUUUCAGGCGUGGCUGUGACCGCGUUUGCAGAGGGGCAUGCGUCCUUUUUUUAUUUCUCCUGCAUCUAAAAAAUUUGUAAAGCACUCUUUGCAAAAAAUUCAAUGGCUUCAUUUAAUUAAAUGUACAAUCUGCCACACUGCAGCUUAUGUAAUAUGCCUGUGUUGGGUCUUCAAGAGGGAUUUGGGGGAGCUGUUCUUCAGUGAUCACUUUUUUGGAUGUGAACAUUUCUGCAAGGUUUCUUGAGAGGCUGCGCGGAAUAUAUUGGGAUCCGGCAGUAUUCCUGGCCUUGUGCUGAGCGUUGAGAAUGCUGUUGGGGCUCUUGAUGCAGAGUCAUGCGGAAUCUAAUAAAAGGAAUUGUACGCAUGAAAGUGAUCACCCAAGAAUGAUGCCCUCGUUCUUGUUUGCUUGAAGAUUUAUGGACAUUUGUGUGUGCAGGUGUGUGUGUUCAUAUCCAUGAUAUUGUUUUCAGUCACAUGAUUGGAGCAGGUUUAUAAGUACUGGUUUUAGGCAUAAUAUAAGGUGCCCGCUUAUGAGCUGGGUUGCAUUGCUGGCUUGCACAAGCAAGAAGCUGCUUACUGCGUUUCACCUUUGAGCUAGUUCCUUGUGCGACGUAAGCGCUUUGUCUGUUGUGAAGACUUCAGAAAUAAACAUACGAUGACUCCAAUUCUUGUUUCAGGUAUUAGUUUCAUAAGUGAUGCAUUGCAAAUACUCCCUAAAUUUUUUCUCUAAACUAGGUUUAUUAACCUGCUACUGGUUGGUUUUCCUAGACAUUUUCUUGACAUGAGUAUGCAGUGCCACAUUUGAUUAACAAAAUUGUGGCUUGCUUGUCUCCUGUGGUCCUUAUCAAGAAAAACUGCAAUUGGUUACCUGGCACAUGGUAACAAGCUGCCAGCUUGACUGUGUUGCCAUAUUCGUUCUAUUACAGCAUGCUACAUUAUUCCUAAAACCUCUACAUUAUGGCUUCUAUGGUGAAACCUUUUACCACAAGUUUGCCCUUUCUUGUGAAAUGGCUUGCUGGUAACUCGUUGCAGAAGCGGUGUGUUGGCACCUGGCCGAAGCUUUGUUGAAGUCUUGUAUUUUUGUGCGAAGUGUUUUUGUGGGGGAGUAAUGGGGGCUGGGAGGGGGGCAUUUCCAGGCAAGUUACAACCUGGCUUUAUUAGUUAGCAGCUGUGGACAGGACACUCGAGCCUAGUUGGCACCUCUGUAGUUUUGCAACGUUUUUCUUUUUUUCGUAGUUCACAUGCAAUGUGCACCUCUUGGGGCCUCUGUGCACCCACGUGACAUGAACUGUGUGUGGAUGAGGGCCCAGUGUGCAUUUUUAUUCCCCCAGAGGUGCAUUCUUUGCUUUUUUGACACAUGUGUCCAGGUGUGUAUGUUGUAUGGCUGCGUGGGAAAAAAAAAACUAAUUUCAGGGGUCGCACUUCCUUUUCUUUUUCUUUUGAAAGUGCUUUUUAAGUUAUGCUAAUAAAACUCGCCAAAGAGUAAAUUGA
Molecule: messenger RNA, 4153 nt
Organism: Rhipicephalus microplus (southern cattle tick)
Lineage: Eukaryota; Metazoa; Arthropoda; Arachnida; Ixodida; Ixodidae
Product: SRSF protein kinase 3
Biological process (GO): spliceosomal complex assembly; regulation of mRNA processing; peptidyl-serine phosphorylation
Cellular component (GO): nucleus; cytoplasm
Molecular function (GO): ATP binding; protein serine/threonine kinase activity
Source: RefSeq, a predicted model, not a curated record